AUGCAAAAACAGAAAACACCAAUAAAAAACCAAACCAUAGAAUCCGGAGUCCAACUAUUUGCAAGAAUAAAGAGUGAACAAUAUCAAGCGUUGAAUGGUAUUAAUCCAAAAUUGUUCCCCGAAGGUGGCCCUUUUGGUAAUCAAGUAAUUGAAGUUGUAUUCAACCAAGAAGACACAGACUAUACAGAUUUCUUGAUGGAUUUCAUCGUACGGGCAAUUCUACCUUCCAGACUUUCGCCAGAAUUCAAAGAAUCUAAUGUUAUUUUGCUACAGUCCGAUUUUCAUAUGGACAUCAAAAAAAUUAUUAAGGUUAUUGAGAAGAAACUUGAUCAAAAUAACAUAAAAAAGAACAAUCGAGUGCCUAUUAUAGAAGAAACUCUAAAACGUUUGGUAAUUCUAAAUUGCUAUAAUUCUGAUAUCUUAGAAAUAAGUUUUCAUAAUUUAGAACGCAUAAUUAAUAAUUGCCAGAACCCUGGUUUAGUUGUAUUAGAUAAUUGUCUAUCACAAUACUGGACAAAAAAAUUUAUGAACUGUAGGCUAAGUUUUGACGAGCACUGUAUUAAAACUGUGGAUUCACUUUUUGAAAAAAUAAAAGAUUUGAAUGUAGUUUUAAUGUAUGGAAGAACUUGUACCACUACUAAUACUGAUAAUUUAAAAAGAGGCAAUCAAGUUUCUUAUGUCAUUAAUAUUGUUAAAAAUAGUAAAUUAAGUUAUACAGCUUGUGUUACCAAUUUGGAAAAAAAUUGUUCAAAUCAAGUACAUUUUAAUGUUAAGGGAGGUGUAGAGUUUUUUUAA
This is a messenger RNA of Ceutorhynchus assimilis (cabbage seed weevil), 795 nucleotides long. NCBI's taxonomy places the organism in Eukaryota, Metazoa, Arthropoda, Insecta, Coleoptera, Curculionidae. The record is from the annotation of a GenBank genome assembly.